Dothidotthia symphoricarpi CBS 119687 is the source of this 1155-nucleotide messenger RNA. RefSeq lists its product as uncharacterized. The record is from RefSeq and is a predicted model, not a curated record. The transcript has a single exon. Lineage: Eukaryota; Fungi; Ascomycota; Dothideomycetes; Pleosporales; Dothidotthiaceae. The coding region runs from base 1 to 1155 and encodes 384 amino acids.
AUGCCGCCACUCCCACCAUCCGUGAGACGCCUCCUCCAGAGCAUCUGGUGGUGCACGAGAUGCCUUCUCCUCGUCCUCAUAUUCCUCUUCUUACAGGGCACUUUCAUCCAAUGGAAGAUGCCGCACAACACUGAUCCGUUCAACACCUACAACUCAACCUUGUCGCACAAUUUCUUCCUCCUCGCAGCCGAGGACGGCAAUACACUACACAUGUUGUCAGAUGUCACAACCUCGCUCGACUCAACGCUCCAGCAGCGGAUGAAGAACCACCUGAAUUUGACAAGCAACCUCCUACCCGACAACUGGUCGCCGCUCCUGCUCUUCGAAAUGCAGAAGUUCAACUUCUGGCAGCACGACCUCGAAGAAGCGCUGAACGAGACAAUCGCACAGAUGGAAACGCACACCACGCGCGUACACGCCAUCAACGCCGCGGUGCAGUAUGGCACAAUAGACCUCGCCCGCACUAUGGACGCGCUGCCGUGGUGGGAAAUCCGACUCAUGAACGUACUAUGGUGGACCGGCGCGUAUGCCGACAAAGUGCUCCAGACAGACACAUGCCGAGUGCUCCACACGGCGACCCACGGCAUUGCCUCGCUUACCGGCUCCCUCCGCUUUCGCAACCUCAUCACGACGUCUACGCCAACCACUAUCCGCGCCAGCCUAGUAAACGUCUACAUCCAGGCAGACGUUAUGCAACAAGCGGCGCGCUCGCUGUACACUAGCCCGGGCGGCGACCUAGCAUGGCGCGCGGAAAUGGAGCAUCGCUUCGGCGCGGAUGAUGAGUUUCUUACCCGCAGGAAGUCGAUUGCAGAGGAUGGCUCGACGCUCCAGAGGAACAUCUUGAACAAACUACUGCUGGAGACUUCCGAGAUCAAGUCCCAAGUUAUGAAAACGUAUCGGCAGAUGGGCGCGUGGCAGCGCAAGUUGGAUGGGGCGGGGAGAGGGAUGGAGGAUCUUUUGGAGGGGAGGGAGUGUAGUGGUUUGGCGCCAAGGGUGCAGCGCAAGAAAAAGGGGAAGGUAGAGAAGAAGAAAGUGGGAAGGGGCUCGUGGUGGACGUGGGCUAGGAAUGAGGUGCUGGGGGUGCAGAGUAUGUGGGCGGUUAGCCCGGUAACGGUUGUGGCCUUGGUAGAGAAUCUGUGGGUUGAGCUUAUGUAG